Molecule: messenger RNA, 2169 nt
Organism: Argiope bruennichi
Lineage: Eukaryota; Metazoa; Arthropoda; Arachnida; Araneae; Araneidae
Exons: 5
Coding region: 1-2169 (722 amino acids)
Source: RefSeq, a predicted model, not a curated record
AUGGAGAAAGACAUUACUUCGUUAAAUAGGACUCGUGGUGGAAUCAAGGCGCAAAUAACUAGACUAUUAACGUCAAUAAAGGAUCAGCAGUUUGAGGAUGUUGAAAUAGAAGAAAUUGAAGUCAAGUUGGAUAAAGUGCGUAAAUUAAAUCAACAGUUUGAACUUUUAAGACAAGACUACUAUAAAGUUGUGAAAAGAGAUGAAGAUUUAGUGGAAAUUGAAAAUAGCUUCGAGGAUAUCGACUCGGAUCUCCUAAAAUUGGAGGUUAUGCUUGGUGAUCCGGAAUUUACACGGAGUUCCAAAAUUGAUGCUCUUUUGGGUGCUGAAGCCUUCUUUGAAAUUAUCAAGGGUGAACAAAUACGUUCAUCUCUAAAUUCAUUAAUAUUUCAAAAUACUGUAUUUGGUUAUGUCGCUGGUGGCUAUGUAAAUACAAAUAAUCAGGAGCCAUGUACUAAUUUAUGUACUUUAGUUUCCCGAAAUGAAAAUAUUGAAAAAGUAAUAGAAAAAUUCUGGUUAGUGGAAAAUAUUAGUGAAGAAAAUACUAUUCUUAGUAGUGAAGAAGAGUUUUGCGAGGCGCAUUUUAAAGAAACCCACACCAGAAAUAAGGAUGGUCGAUUCGUAGUUAAAAUGCCGAUGAAAGAAAGUUUCUUAGGUGAUUCUAAAGCCUUAGCCAACGUUAGACUUAACCAAACAGUUAAGCGAUUGCAUAAGAAUCCCAUGAUGAAAAAUUUAUAUAAGGAGUUUAUUGCAGAAUAUGAAAGUUUAGGUCAUAUGGAAAAAGUGAAUAAUGACAUGUGUGAAGGAUCGUAUUAUUUGCCGCAUCAUGGAGUUUACAAACCUGAAAACUCAACCACAAAAUUAAGGGUUGUAUUUAAUGCCAGUGCCCCUAGUACAUCGGGACAAAGUUUAAAUGAUUUGCUUCUUGCCGGUGCAGUGAAAGAAAAUAUUUUUGAAAUAAUGACUAGAUUUAGGACUUAUAAAUACGCAUUUACGGCAGAUAUUAAGAAGAUGUACCGUCAAAUAUUAAUUGAUGAAUCACAGAGAAAUCUGCUAAAAAUAUUAUGGAAGGAUAAUAUGAAUCAGUCUCCAACUACUUAUCGCCUUAACACUGUCACUUACGGCACAAAAUCGGCUCCAUUUUUGGCCAUUCGUUGUUUGAAGCAACUUGCUUUGGAUGAAGCGAAAAAAUUUCCGUUAGCUUCGCAAGUUACACUAACAGACGUGUAUAUGGACGAUUUCGUCUCGGGUGCUGCUACUUUAGAAGCAGCCCAGGAAUUACAAAGGCAGUUGAUACAAAUGCUGCAAACUUGUGGCAUGGAGCUUCAUAAAUGGACUUCAAAUUCCUCUGAACUCAUAAAUAAUCGCUCUGAGGAAACUAACCAACAAUAUUUUCUCGUUGAUCGACAUUCUUCAGUAAAAGCUUUGGGUCUGAAUUGGCAACCAAAAGAAGAUUAUUUUCUCUUUAAGGUAGACUUAAAGAUCAAGCCUUUCUACACUAAAAGAGACGUAUUAUCUGUUAUCGCUCGUUUAUACGAUCCAUUAGGUCUCUCAAUUCAGCCAGAAUGGUCGAAUUUUGUGACAUCUUUGAAAGUCAUCGAAAAUCUCAAAAUUCCUAGACAUAUCUUGACAGAAUCUUAUGAAAGAACUGUUAUAGUAGGUUAUGCUGAUGCUUCUGAAGCUGCUUUCGGAGCGGUAGUUUACAUGAAAUCUAUUAUGGAAGAUGGCACAGCUGUCAAUAAACUUAUUGCCAGUAAAUCAAGAGUCGCUCCCAUUAAAAUGCUAAUCAGUGAAACAAUCUGUUACACCGAUUCAACAAUUGCACUUGCCUGGAUAAAGACACCUCCAUAUAAACUAAAAACUUUUGUCGCUACUCGAGUAUCAAAGAUACAAACUCUCGCAGAAAACUUCCAGUGGAAACAUAUUUCUUCCCAACUGAAUCCUGCUGAUGUAAUAUCUAGAGGUUUGAACCCUCGUGAACUCUUAACCAACGACUUAUGGUGGUGUGGUCCUGACUAUUUACCGGACUCUAAAAAUUAUUCUAGUGUUGAACUUGAUGAGUGCAAACCUACUCCCUUAGACCAAUUAAUGGGGAAUUUACCUCCAGAGCGAGUAAAUCCCAACCCUGUAUUUUCUAACACAGGUGUAGACUUUGCGGUCCAUUUUUCAUAA